Molecule: messenger RNA, 2847 nt
Organism: Nicotiana tabacum (common tobacco)
Lineage: Eukaryota; Viridiplantae; Streptophyta; Magnoliopsida; Solanales; Solanaceae
Product: ubiquitin carboxyl-terminal hydrolase 20
Biological process (GO): protein deubiquitination
Cellular component (GO): nucleus; cytosol
Molecular function (GO): cysteine-type deubiquitinase activity
Source: RefSeq, a predicted model, not a curated record
UAGGCAAGUUUACUCCCGCUGUUUCUCUCAUUGGCUACAUAAAGGUCCCUCCAAUUGACUGAAAUGUCGGUUCAACUUUCCCUCCCUUUUCAAAACCCUCCAAUUAUCAAAUCCACUUCGAUUUCCCUCCAUUCUUCAAAUCCAUAACUACCAAAUUUGUCUUUCCCUUUCAUAGAUUACAACAAUCUAAGUUCAAAUCCCAUCUCAAAUCUUCAAAAAAACGUACCUUCAAAACCCAAUUUUUGAUUUCUUUUCCAAAGAAAACCCCUUUUCUCUCAGUUUUUCAACACCCAUUUCGUAAAAAAGCCUAAAGAUUCAUUCUUUACCAUUAAAAUUAGCCGAUUUUCACAAAAUCUUAGCUGGGUCACCCCCAAUCAUACCCUUCAAAAACCCUAGUUUUUAACCCCAAAGUUUCAAGAAAAUCCUAUUUUUUCUCUGUUUGUUUGACAUUUCAAUGGAAACCCAUCUCGUGGAAAGCCUAAAGAUUCAACCUUUACCUGUUAAUUCAGUUGAAUUUCAAAAAACCUUAGAUGGGUCAUCCCCAAAUUCGCCGAAUCAAGCUCAGCAAAGUGAUGAAUUGGAAAAAGAUGGUGACGUUUUGGCAGAAGAAGAUUCCAGAAGAGUUGAGAAUGAAAAUGAGGAGAAUUUGGAUUUGGAUUCUAAUUGGGCUGAUUCUUGGGCCAAAGUUACUGAUUCAAGCCCAUUGGACUCGCAAUGGUCUGUUGAUACUGCUGAUUAUGGGCCUUCGUCUUCAGAAAUUAAGCCAUUGGACUCAGUUGGGCCCGAAUGGAAUUUUCAAAGAGAUGAGGAAACUAAGCCUGAAAUCUCUGAUCUGCCCUUUGAGAAUCAGACUUUUAAGCUGGGUGCUGGACUUGCUAAUUUAGGCAACACAUGCUUUCUAAAUGCGGUUUUGCAAUCUUUCAUUCACACAGUGCCUUUGCUUCAGCUCCUUACGUCGAAUGAUCAUACAUCCCCAUGUGAUAGUUACCUUAGAGGAUUCUGCGUAUUUUAUGCUUUUAGGGAGCUUAUUGAUCUUUCAUUGGCUUCUGGGGGUGGUGUUGUCUCGCCGUGGAAACUUGUUAACAAUUUAAACCAUUUUUCAUCCAGUUUUCAUAGGUUCCAACAAGAAGACGCUCAUGAAUUCCUCCAAUGUUUUCUGGAUAGACUUGAAAGCUGUUGUAAUGAUUCAGGGCCGAAAGACAGGGCAGCACCAUCGGAAAGUGACAACAUUGUGAAGCAGGCCUUUGGUGGUCGCCUUGUCAGCAAACUACGCUGUUGCAAUUGUGGUCACUGCUCCGACACUUAUGAGCCUCUAAUUGAUCUAAGUUUGGAGAUCAAGGAUGUUGACAGUUUACCCGAAGCUUUGGAGUCUUUCACAAAAAUUGAGAAAAUUGAUGAUCCAGAGAUAAAGUUUUCAUGUGAAAAAUGUAAGGAACAAGUGCCAAUCGAGAAGCAGCUUGUGCUCGAUAAGGCCCCUUCUGUCGCUGCCUUCCAUUUGAAGAGAUUUGAAAAUGAUGGUUCUUUUGUUGAGAAGGUUGACAAACAUGUUUCAUUUCCACUGGAAUUGGACUUGCUUCCUUAUACUGAUAGCAACCAAAUUGCUAAUGAAGAAAUGAAGUACGAUCUUUAUGCAGUUAUAGUGCAUAGCGGGUUUUCAUCCUGUUCAGGGCAUUAUUACAGCUUCAUUCGUUCUGCACCAGAUGAAUGGUACAAAUUUGAUGACUCAGAGGUAUUUCGGGUUCAAGAAGAUCUUGUUUUGGAAGAGGAGGCAUAUAUUAUGUUCUAUGCAAAGAGAGGCACUCCGUGGUUUUCAGAUUUUGUCGAAAUGAAAAAGCCCUUCAUAGAUCCGUCCAUAUUUAAUACUUCUCCAAAGUCUGUUCUAGAUAAUGUGGAUGCUAUCUCCAUAGCUUCUCCGCGCAUGCCAAAUAGUCUCACUUGCGAUGUCAGUGAAUCCAAUAAUGCUGCAGAUGAAGCAUCUCCUAAACCUGAUCUCGAAAAGAUUGAGGAUAGUGAAUCGAAGGAUACUGAGCAGACGUCUACUCCAGGACUAGCUGGUGCAAGGAAAUCUCUGGAUUCUCAUGUAGAUGAAGUGUUUUUACCUUCAAUGCAUGAAGAAAACUAUACUCGAGAGGUUGGUGUGACCAAAAGAAGUGCAACUCUUACUCCCAAGACACCGUCUAGAUCUCCAAGUCCAGAGAUAUACCGAGAUGAUCCCUCUGAAAACACUUACGCCAUUCCUCGUGGCCAUCUAGCAUUAGCAGAUCAGGUUUCUUGCAAGCAUCAAUCGCAGAAGGAUCAAGAGCGGGACUUGGAAAGAAAGCAGGCGUUUUCUCUGAUUAAGAAACGAAUUCCAGGGUCAAGAGGUCAACAAUUAAUGGCUGCCAUGCGUGGCUCACGCAGUGAAGGUUCCGUGAACAAGAAAAGGAGAAAACUGCAAGUAGUUUAGUUGAUGAUACUGGUUCAGCUAAUCGCCGUAGGUCCAGCUUUGGUUCUGUGUUACAUCCUGUAACGGCGGGUAGUUGCAGAUGAGUAAGUUGUAACUGGAAAAUUUGAACUGAAAGAAUAGUCUUUUUGAUUUAAAACUACAGGGGUAGUGUAUCUUGAACUGGUUAGGGUCAAAAGGGUAGCCCGGUGUGUUAAGCUCCCACUAUGCACUGGUCCAGAGAAGGGCCGAACCACAAGGGUCUAUUGAACUGGCUAGGGUAGUUUUUGGAUAUUCAGCUGUUUAGUUUUGUUAUUUAACCAUGUAUAGUACAGACUACAGAGUGAGAAUUCAUGUUUUUUUCUGAGAGUUCAGAAGAUUAACAUACAUAUAAUGAAGGAUUAGGAUUUUGUUUAUCCAGUUUU